Mesitornis unicolor (brown roatelo) is the source of this 1333-nucleotide messenger RNA. RefSeq names its product SET domain containing 4 (gene SETD4). The record is from RefSeq and is a predicted model, not a curated record. Lineage: Eukaryota; Metazoa; Chordata; Aves; Mesitornithiformes; Mesitornithidae. The transcript is spliced from 10 exons. The coding region runs from base 1 to 1320 and encodes 439 amino acids. Gene Ontology annotation, molecular function: histone H3K36 methyltransferase activity; protein binding; histone H3K4 methyltransferase activity. Gene Ontology annotation, biological process: positive regulation of transcription by RNA polymerase II; peptidyl-lysine monomethylation; peptidyl-lysine trimethylation.
AUGAAGAAAAGCAGAGGCCGGACAGGUCGAAAUAGAAGAAGAAAACACUUGCAGAGUUUUAAGGAUGGAGUCAACUGCAGUGACAAGCAGGAAUACAUUAAACUUCAGAAGUGGCUGAAAGACAGAGGGUUUGAAGACAGUAACUUAAGACCAGCAGAAUUCUGGGAUUCAGGAAGAGGACUGAUGACAACAAAAUCUCUUCAGGCAGGGGAUCUGAUUAUUUCAUUGCCUGAGAAAUGCUUGCUCACCACGGGCACUGUUCUUAGUAGCUGCAUAGGAGAACACAUUAUGAAAUGGAAGCCUCCUGUAUCUCCGUUGAUAGCGCUGUGCACAUUUUUAAUAGCAGAGAAGCAUGCUGGUGAGAAAUCUCAGUGGAAGCCGUAUCUUGAUGUUUUACCCAAGGCAUACACUUGCCCUGUUUGUUUGGAGCAUGAUGUAGUCAGCCUUCUUCCUGAACCUUUAAGAAAGAAGGCUCAGGAGCAGAGAGCGACGGUCCAUGAGUUGUACAUGUCUUCCAAGGCAUUUUUCUCUUCCCUGCAGUCUUUUUUUGCUGAGAACACGGGAACUGUUUUUAGCUACAGUGCUCUAGAGUGGGCUUGGUGCACUGUUAAUACCAGAACAAUAUACAUGAAACAUUCACAAAGGGAAUGCUUUUCUCUUGAGCCAGAUGUUUAUGCAUUGGCACCAUAUUUAGACUUGCUAAACCACAGUCCAAAUGUUCAGGUAAAUGCUGCAUUUAAUGAGCAGACAAGAAGCUAUGAAAUUCGGACAAAUUCACACUGCAAAAAAUAUGAAGAAGUAUUUAUCUGCUAUGGGCCUCAUGAUAAUCAGCGACUACUUCUAGAAUAUGGAUUUGUUGCCAUGGAUAACCCUCACAGCAGUGUUUAUGUCUCAUCAGAUACUCUCCUCAAAUAUUUUUCACCACUGGACAAGCAAAGAAAUGCAAAACUUUGCAUUCUAAAGGAUCAUGAUUUCUUAGAGAAUCUGACCUUUGGAUGGGAUGGACCAUCUUGGAGACUUCUUACAGCCCUCAAGGUGUUAAGUCUUGGAGCAGAUGAAUUUACUUGCUGGAGGAGGACGCUGCUUGGUGACGUAAUUUCAGCAAGAAAUGAAGAGCAGACUUUGAGUACCACAGCAAAAAUAUGCCAUUUUUUAAUAGAGGAGACACAGCAUGUCCUUCUCCAGAUUUCCCAGUUGAAAAGGAACAAAGAGAACCUCAAAAAGCACCUGGAUUUGGUAGAAGCACUACGCUUGGAAGAGCUGAAGAUACUACAAAAAUCGGCUGAGACUCUUUGCAACUUGGAUGUGGCAACAGCUUGACCUGUCUGGAGCU